AUGCUUUUCCACAUGGCACAGCUAUACCAAAUUACAGAAGCACACUGGAGAAUCUUCACUGACACCUUUAACCAAAAAUGCCACCUAGGCUACAUGACCAAACAAAAACUUGCUUUGGAAAUCAACACUGAAGAGUGGAAAAUCCAGAUUUGUUUUCAGGAUUGAAGAGCUAGGUACCAACUUAAGAACAGACCAGAAUCCAGGUGGGGUCACAUCAUCUACAGCCCCACUCAGUUACACAUCCUUAUUUCUGAGCAACUCCUACCCAGGAUUCACUCUGAACAGCAAGUUGCUAAGGAAAUAGGGGUCCCAGAAUCAAGAGUCCAAAUUUGGUUUUGGAAUCAAAGAUCUAGACUCCAUCCAUGUCCAAGGAAAACAGAACCUAAUGUGUUCUUAAAACAAGCACAGGGCAGCAGAGCCACUGACCAACGGGUCGACCUGAUCACGGAUAAAGUCAGUGCGUGGGGAGAGAAGCAUGGUCUUGCUAAUCCAUCCAGGCUGGGCUGGGCUCACGACCCUCUUGCUCCCAGAGCACCGGAAGGACAACCAGGCGCCGCUGCGCCGGGCUGUAAGGCAACCCCGUUACUGACAUCGCUACCCACGGUCACUCGGCCCUGCCCGCCCCCAGGUGACUCUCAGGACACAGCAGGGCAGCUGUCACGGAGUUUCUCCUUCAAGUCUUUUCAGCCUAUUCGUGGCAGACCUGCAGCUGAAAGAAAGAAAAGCGCCCUGCGUUACCGCUCCCCACAGGCACCGGGCCUCCGGGAGCCGCCGCGAGUCCCCUCCCCGCGGGCCCCGGAGACCGCGGCGUCCGACAGCGCAGCAGGUGAGGCCCCGCGGAGACCCUCGGCGCGGGGGCCGGCGCCUCCCGGUAGACGUCCCCGGGAACCCUCGGCCCGGCGUCCUCUGCUCCCUCUUCUUCCGCCGCCUCGCACCACGGCUGCGCCUGGACUCAAAACCACGGCCCGCCGCAGACUACCCAGCGUCCACGCUUCUGACUUCGAAACUGCCUCCGGAGCUCACGAGCUGCUCGCCGGAUACCGGCGACCGCACCGGAGCCAGACACCGGCGAC
Messenger RNA from Chinchilla lanigera (long-tailed chinchilla), 1073 nucleotides. Its product is annotated as double homeobox protein 4C-like. Gene Ontology annotation, biological process: response to oxidative stress. The record is from RefSeq and is a predicted model, not a curated record. NCBI's taxonomy places the organism in Eukaryota, Metazoa, Chordata, Mammalia, Rodentia, Chinchillidae. Gene Ontology annotation, molecular function: heme binding; DNA binding; peroxidase activity.